Messenger RNA from Plectropomus leopardus (leopard coralgrouper), 5572 nucleotides. It is a transcript of the gene nfe2l1b, whose product is annotated as nfe2 like bZIP transcription factor 1b. NCBI's taxonomy places the organism in Eukaryota, Metazoa, Chordata, Actinopteri, Perciformes, Serranidae. The record is from RefSeq and is a predicted model, not a curated record. Gene Ontology annotation, cellular component: nucleus. Gene Ontology annotation, biological process: regulation of transcription by RNA polymerase II. Gene Ontology annotation, molecular function: RNA polymerase II cis-regulatory region sequence-specific DNA binding; DNA-binding transcription factor activity, RNA polymerase II-specific.
UUUUGCAAGUCAUGGUGGGCCAUUCAAUGAGGAAAGGCUGGAGAAUGCUAUGUCGGGCAAAACAGUGGAGCAUUUAAUGAAACAGGACAUGAACACUGCUCUUAGGUGGUAGUGGACUUUUUGGCAUGAAGAUAAAGUCGCAAAAUCUUCACGCGAAUGGGAAGAUGAGAACCUAAUGAAGAACAAAACUUUGCGCACAAACUGUCUCUCAAGAGUGGAAACCCCAUCUCGGAUCUUCUAUGCCUCUCAAAAAUACAGAAUCCUGUUGAAGACCCCUCCCCCUCACUCUCCUGAACCACUUUUUCAUGUUCAUGUAUCUGUCUCUGUCUUUGAGUACAAGUACAGUAGUAUUGAUCCAAGCUAGUUGGCCUUUUUUGUUUUUAUUUUUUACUUUCACCUUUUGUUCCUUUGUAAAGAAAUGCUUUACCUGAAAAAGUACUUCACAGAGGGCCUGAUUCAGUUCACCAUCCUUCUGAGUCUCAUUGGGGUGCGGGUGGACGUUGACACCUAUCUAAGCAAUCAGCUGCCCCCACUGAGAGAGAUCAUCCUGGGCCCUAGCUCAGCCUACACCCAGACCCAGUUUCACAACCUGCGCAACACGCUGGACGGCUAUGGCAUCCAUCCAAAGAGUGUGGACCUCGACCAUUUCUUCACCACAAGACGGCUGCUGAACCAGGUGCGCCAGCUGGAUCGCCUCUCUGUGCCCAGUACCGAGCUCAACACCUGGCUAGUGCACCGUGACUCUGAGACUGUGGUGUCCACCAGCAGCCAGUCCAGCCCCAGCAUCACCCUGGACAAUGGGGGCGGCCUAGAGGACAUUAACAACCCUGACGCUACCCCGGCCAUGAGGGGAGGAAGUGGAGCACCUGAAUCCACGUACAACCUGAACGCAGCGGACAGCAGCCUGGGAGCUGUGGCCCCAGAGGGCAACCAGGAGCAGGGCAGCAGGGAUGGCAAUGACGACCUCACCAAAGAGGACAUUGACUUGAUUGACAUCCUAUGGCGACAGGACAUCGACCUUGGUGCAGGGAGAGAAGUGUUCAACUACAGCAACCGUCAGAAGGAGAGUGAGGAGGAGAAGCCCAGCCCACAUGAGAACAAAGACGGGAAUGAGGAACAAGAGAGCUGGAGGAAUGGCGUAAACUUACAGGGUGCUCAGCCAGUGGAUGGGGAGACUGGAGAGAGUAUUCCUGAGCAGCUCCCGGGUCUUGGCUCACAGACUUCACUGUCUCUACAAGAAUGCUUGAGGCUGUUGGAGGCCACUUUCCCUUUUGGAGAAGAAUCUGAAUUUCCAGCACCAGUUGUCAACCCAGAAAUAGUUCCCAAUGGAGAAGUUCCCUCCACGUCUCAGGGCCUUCCUCUGGCACCACAGCUGCCCCCAGCAGAGCCACAGUUAGACCUGGAGCAGCAGUGGCAAGACAUCAUGGCCAUCAUGGAGCUACAAGCAAUGGAAGUGAACAACACUUCGCCCCACAGCAACUCCAGCAGUGACAGCGGCACAAGUGGAACGACAGAGUCAAACCCCGUGGGAAACUUUGGACUCUCGACUCGCUCAACACCGGUGAACCAGGAUGUCAGCCUUCACCAGGCCUCCCUCCCCAGCUGCAGCCAAGACUUCCCCCAGAUUUUCAAUCCCCAGUUGGACUCUACUAGCAUCACCCCGAGACCCACCAUGCUCAGAUUUUCUUCCAGCAACUCCAGCAACAUCAACUCCACGUUUGGAGCCACUAACCUGACCGGGAUCUUUCUCCCGCCCAUUAACAGUUCCAGUACCAACAUCACAUCCACGCCGAUUCUGCCCGACCCAUUCAGCAACCUGCUGGAGGAGUCCAUGCUUGAUGAGAUCAGCUUACUGGACCUCGCCAUGGAGGAGGGCUUCAGCCAGGCCCAAGCGUCCCAGUUGGAAGAAGAGCUUGACUCAGAUUCUGGUCUUUCUCUGGACUCCAGCCACAGCCCAGCCUCGCCAAGCAGCUCAGAGACCUCCUGCUCUUCGGCAGCGUCUUCGUCUUCAACGUCUGCAACCUUCUCCGAGGAGGGAGCUGUGGGGUACAGCACCGACUCCGAGGUGGCUACUGUGGAGGCGGAGGAAGGUGCAGUCGGUGGUUAUCAGCCUGGGUACAGUAAGCUCUGCCGGAUGAGCUAUCAGGACCCCUCCCAGUUCCACAGCCUCCCUCAGCUCGACAGCAUCAGCCACAAUCACACGUACAACCUGCCGCUGUCCUCUGCGUUCGCCGAGCACCCAGAGCUCCCCAUUUCAACCGGGAAGAAGACAGUCCGCGACAAACACAACAAGCUCCAGCCUCCUCAGGACUUGCUCGACAAGCACUCAAGCCGUGACGAACGUCGAGCCCGCGCCAUGAAAAUCCCCUUCUCCAACGAGAAGAUCAUCAACCUGCCCGUGGAAGAGUUCAACGAGCUCCUAGCCAAGCACCACCUGAGCGAAGGCCAGCUCGCCCUCAUUCGCGACAUCCGCAGGCGCGGCAAGAACAAGAUGGCGGCGCAGAACUGCCGCAAGCGUAAGCUGGACACCAUCAUCAACCUGGAGCAGGGCGUCCAAGACCUGAGGCGCGACAAAGCUCGCCUGCUGAAGGAGAAGAUGGAGUUCAUCCGGUCCAUCCGACAGAUGAAGCAGAAGAUGCAGAGUCUGUACCAGGAGGUGUUCACUCAGCUACGGGACGAGGAGGGCCGGCCCUAUCCUCCCAGUGAGUACUCGCUCCAGUACAGCGCCGACGGCAGCGUGCUCAUCAUGCCCCGCGGCGUGACGACCGCCGAGCAGAACCGAAAACCAGAGAAAAAACAAAAGGACAAAAAGAAGUGAGAGGCGAACACUGCUGUUUAUUCUAUCACUUUGCUAAAUCAAUAAGAAAGAUUUCUGCAGAUGCAAGAGAGAUGUCCUUUUUUCCUUUAAGAAGAUUCUGGUGAGUAGAAAAAUGGCAUUGUUGACUACUCUUCCUGCAUUAGUUUCUCCCUUUUCAAUCUGUUCCUACGAUUUUUUUUUCUUCCUGGAAACAACUUUGAAGCAGAAGUAGCUCUUCGUUUGAGUACUGAUAUUUCAUUAUUUAGACGGGGGAAAACAAAAAGCAAGGAGACGAGGGAUAUAAAAGGACACAAAAUGAGCUCUUAGAAAAAUUUAGCUGCUCUUGAUCCUUUUGCAUCAAACCACAGAGGAUGGAGAAGAUGUGUAGGGUGAAAAACGAGGGACUGGUAUCGAGAAAGUGGGAGUAAAAGAACAAUGUCACCGAGGAUGGUUGGAGUACCUAUGCACCGAAGGUUUUAAAGGACAGAUCCCCACCCUGGAGACUUUUAGUGAUUUCUGUCACUGAGGCUUAUGAGUUGCAAAUCCUCAGGCAGCGUCUAUGGUUGUGAGAGUUUAGAUACCAAAGGCUAAAGGAAGUCCAUUUUAGGAUGCCAUUAACACCUAUCCUAACCAAAGGUUGAACGGUGCACGUCACUUGAUCUGAAUACACCUUAAAUGCUCAAACACUGCACUCCAAUUCUGCCGGUUUGUGUAUUGCAAAUUCCAGUUUUUCGAGUCAGUUUGUCGGCGGCAUCUUAAGUAUAGAAAGCCCUGAAGGGGGUUGGUGUGUGGACGGAGGAUGUUGAGGAAAGAGUCAGAGAGGGAGAGUGUUCCCGGGCUGGCCACCGCUAAAAUAGGCCUGGAGGUGAAGUCCUGCAAGAGGAGCAGACGGAUGUUUUAGGGGAGGAGGCACACUGCAUUGCAAAAUGUAUCAACUUCCUUAUAAAUUAUACAUAGCACUGUAAUUUGUCUUUAAAAGGCUUGGCUAUAUGCAUUUUGCCGUGUCUGUCGCUAUUCCUUCGCUGCAGGUUUUAAAUACGGGAGCUGCGUUUAGGGAGGCUCUUAUUAACUGUUCAUAAUCUGUAGUAUAAGCAAGGUUAUAGGUCUAGCCACAUCAGCUUUAUGUAAAAGUCUACACUUUUUUUUUUUUUUUUUGUUGGUUUUAAAACUUCACAAAGCCGGUAAACAGGAGGAAUUGAGGAUACUGUGGUGAGCCAGGAGCUCCAGAGAGUACUGUAUGAUCAACUCCAGGCCGUCACAGAUCAGAGUUAUGGAUCAUUUGUUGUUUUUAUUUCCUUUUGGACGCCUCGUUUUGAGCACUAACUUAAAACCGGUCGCUCUCUGGUGUAGCGACAUCACUUUUAAGUAACUUAUUUGCCAACGUUACCCAACUGAAAGCCACUUGAGGCACUUUUUAACUGCUGUAAAGCCGAGGUGUUGGCUUAAAUAUUUUGAGUCCUAUUUAAGUUUUUUUUUGUGUUGCUAACAAGGUGAGCCAGGUCGCUAUAACAGGGUUCGUACAAGGUGCUUGAGGUGCUUGAAUUUGACGCUCAGAAAUUACUGGAAUACCUUGAAAUCAGACAUAUUUGGUCCAUGAAAAAGCGCUUGGGUAUAAUUUACAGAACAGAAUGAUAAAUUCUUUCAUUAGAUAAAUGUUUUAAACUGGGAAGACGAGAAUUAUUUUAAUUUACAUUUAUUGUCUAAUGCCAUAUGAGGGGUAUGAGAUAGGUGUGCUGACAGGCUGGUAAACACCAGUAAAAAGCUGACGCCAGGAUAUUUUGCAAGCCUCCAAAACAGUUACACUGGAGCAGUGUCAGCUGUUUGGACAGUAAAUAGGCUGCCUAAUUUGUCUGACUGUUGAUGGUGGAGCUAUGAAGGAUUUUUUUGUUUGUUGGUUGCAGGGGGGCGCUGCCUUUCCGAUCUUUGUAUGUUCUUUAUGUUUUCCUGCCAAUCACAUGCCUGAAUAUGUAUAAUAAGUUAAAUUUAGGUCCUGGUAGCAUGUGUUUACAAAUUUGCACUUUUUAUUAUUAUUUUUUUUUUUACAAAAGAUAGGUGAGAAGAAAACAAUUUUUCUUUGAAAAUAAAAAUGAGUGCUUUAAAAAGUACUUGAACGUCGUUAAAUUUGACUUGCCCUCGUCUGUACGCACCCUGUUAUAAGAGAAAAAAGGUUAUUUGAAUGCGUGAGAGUGUGUGUGUGUUAUGGCCACUUUGAUUUGAAUGCCUUUCUUUCACAAUCUCAUUCUAACUUUUUGGGAACCGACGGAAGACGUUCUCAAAGUAGAAGUGCUAUUACUUGUCUAUUUGAAUGAAGUUUUGUCAGUACGUUACAUCGCCCUCUUUAAAAAAGAAAAGACAAAAAAGAAAAAUAGGUAGCUGAGAUAGGUCGCAGCUGAGAUAGCGGUUAGAGGCUAGAAUAUUUACAAGAGGCUGAACAGAACUCGCAAAAGAUGAUGUCCAAAAAAAUUGUUUUCGAAAGGAGAAAUGUCCUCAUUCAAUGUGAUGUUCAGGCAUGAAACUGGUUAACAUUCACUUUAGUGUAACCCAGUGCGACACCGACUAUUAAGUACCGCUACUACUUAGUGCACUUUUUUUUGUCUGUCUUGUUAUGUAAAUAUUUUCAUGUUUGUGUUUGUCACGAUUUUUUGUAGUUUGUCAAAUGUCUCCAUAACAGUCUCAACCCUCUAAUUUCAGUUUGGAUGUAGUUCCCUCUGUUUUGAGAUAUUUGCCGGCAAUCAAGAAUUGUUUUUAUUGAUUAAUAAAGUGUUUUUAUUUUCA